AUGAAUGUGACGAUUACGGAAGAUCAUCAAGAGGAGAGGAUUGGCGUUGUUAUUCUCUUCUUAUCGUUUUCGGUACUAGCGGCAUGUUUGAGUAAAAUCAUACUCUCAAAAAUCUUGAAAAAUAGAAUAUCAUUGCCAUUUACAGUUACUGUUCUUAUUCUCAGUUUUAUUAUUGGUUUAAUUGUGACACAUACAAAAACUAUAACGAAUAAUUUCCAACGUGGUGAAAUUCAGCUGAGCGAAAUCCAUCCACAUUUGAUUUAUUAUAUAUUUUUACCCUUGUUAAUCUUCGAUUCAUCAUUUAAUGGACAUUUUUACCUCGUUAAACAUCAACUUCUAUCAGCCGUCCUUCUCGCCGGCCCGGGAGUAUUAAUUUCCACUGUUAUCAUCGCUGCAUCAAGUGUUUAUCUCUUUCCUUACAAUUGGUCAUGGUUAACUGGUCUCUUAUUUGGAAGUAUUCUUUGUGCAACGGAUCCGAUCGCUGUUGUCGCACUAUUACAUGACUCAGGUGCAAGUAAAUCGUUAGCUUCGUUGAUUGAUUUCGAAUCGUUGUUAAAUGAUGGCUCUGCAUUUGUGAUCUUUCUCAUUUUCAAGAAUAUUUUCGUUGGUGAAACGUAUAAUGCUCGAUUGAUCAUCACCGAUAUUCUUAAAUUCAGCAUAGGUGGACCAGUGUUUGGUCUCAUAUCUGGCUUUAUUUGCGUCAAGAUUCUCAAUCGAAUUAAUGGUGAACUAGAGGUAGAAGUUGCACUUACAUUCGCUAUUUCCUAUCUGAUCUUCUUCAUUGCCGAUGUUGAAUUACGCGUAUCUGCAGUUCUCGCACUUGUAACAAUGGGUUUGUAUAUGGCUAAACAUAAGUAUUGCAUCAGUAGUAAUGUUCAAAUAUCCUUGGUCAGCGCCUGGCGAAUGGCCACUUAUUUGAUUAACAUCAUGAUCUUCACUGUAACUGGAAUUAUCCUCGCCAAAUCUUUGGUGAAUACAGCGACGACUAUCAUUGCACAAGAUUUCGUUUAUUCGAUUGUUUUGUAUAUUGUUAUUCACAUCGGACGAGCGUUGACCGUGAUUCUUCUUUAUCCACUGAUUCGUCGGAGUGGAGUGCAUAUCUCAUGGAAAGAUGGUCUUGUUUUGAUCUGGAGCGGUUUACGAGGUAGUAUGGCACUGAUUUUAGUCCUAAUGGUUGAUUUAGAUACGCGAAUUGAUAGUGUAACACGAAAUCAUUUUCUAUUUCAUGUUUCGAUGAUCGCACUUCUGACCUUGGUUAUUAAUGGCACAACCAGUCGAUUCUUCAUUCAUUCUCUCGGUCUGAAACAAGGUGCUAAAGAAAGUCAAAUAGUUCUCUCGCAAGCUCUCGAACAUAUGCAGCGCGAAACAUUCUCUCAAUUGUUACAAAUCAAACAGGAUGAGAAAUUUGCCGAAGUUAAUUGGAAGGUACUCGACGAAUAUUUACCGAAAAAAUUAUUGAAAGAACUGAACGAAGAAGAAAAUAUCAGUUCAACUGAAGAAGUCUCUCAACCUUUGAACCUGAAUGGUAACCAACAAUUUAAAACGAUUUCUAUGGUAAACGUCAACGCUGUAGAUCGAGAAAAUAUUCGAAACGAACUUGUCAUUCGAUUUCUUACGGCAAUGGCCAUUGAUUAUGAGAAACAAUGGUAUCUCGGUAUGAUCCAUCGCCAAACACUUGAUAUUCUCAUCAAGUCAGUCGAGCAAGCGAAACAAAAACGUUCCUUCGAAUUACAUUGGCAACUUCUCAUCGAACACUUCCGAUUAUCUUUUCUAUUAUUGAAUCUAAUGCGAUUCAACUAUUUCGAUUUCAUCAACAAAUGGACGAAUCGACUUCUCUUUGAUCAUAUCCUAUUAACUAUCGAAUUAACUCUUGGCUUUCAUUCAGCCGAGACUCGGAUGGACAAUAUCUUAGUGCUAUUUCCGGAAUUGAUUACCAUUGAUGAACAAAUUAUGAAUGAAGUGUGUCAUGAAGCUAAACAAUAUCAGCUCAAUGCUGCACGCGUUCUUCAUCAUCUACGCAAAUCGUAUCAACUUUGCUGGACUGCUCAAAUGACGAAACGAUGUGCACAGAUGCUUCUCAAACAUCAGUCGAUCGCGAUCAUUCAUCUGUAUGAAACAGGAAUACUUGACGAUAAUGAAUAUGCGCAUAUUUGUAAAUUAAUCGAAAAUAAGAUCUUCAGUUUAGAAUAUGGCAAGAUUCAACUAUCUGAUGAUGNCUUUCUUUGA
Messenger RNA from Adineta ricciae, 2226 nucleotides. Lineage: Eukaryota; Metazoa; Rotifera; Eurotatoria; Adinetida; Adinetidae. The record is from the annotation of a GenBank genome assembly.